Molecule: messenger RNA, 1957 nt
Organism: Mangifera indica (mango)
Lineage: Eukaryota; Viridiplantae; Streptophyta; Magnoliopsida; Sapindales; Anacardiaceae
Product: zinc finger CCCH domain-containing protein 3-like
Exons: 7
Coding region: 349-1707 (452 amino acids)
Molecular function (GO): metal ion binding; mRNA binding
Source: RefSeq, a predicted model, not a curated record
UUUUUCAGUUUUGGUUUCACAUUGAAGAGAUCCCGAAAUUUUACACACAGAAACCUGAGAAUCGUGGAAAAGAAAAAAGAAGAAAGGGAAAUAUAGAAUUUUUAAUCAACUUGGAAUAUAUUUGCAGAUUUCACUUUCUGAUGCUUCACUAGUUAUCCCUUCUUCUUAUCGGUUUUUUUGCGAAAGAGAUGACAAAAAAUUCUCCUCAGUUUGAAUCUUUCUUGACGAUCAUGUUUUUAUUUGUUUAAAAUUAUUUGAUUUUUUGUUUUAAGGGUUGAGGAGUUGUAUCUUCGUUGUGUUUGUUUUGAUUGAAAGCUGACGGGUGACCAAAAUUCUGUGCCAUCAUCGAUGCCAGAUAACCGUCAGGCUAAGAGCAAUGCUGUGUCAAAUCAAUCCGGAGACAACAUUGAAGACGCAAUAUGGCGGUUGAAAAUUAAUGAUAAUCAAGAAGGGGGUGGUGUGGCUCAAUUGAGCCCAUACCCAGAUCGCCCAGGUGAGCCAAAUUGUCCAUAUUACCUGAGGACUGGGUGGUGUGGUUAUGGAAGCAAUUGCCGCUUUAAUCAUCCUGCUUAUCGUUCUCAGGGCAUUCAAUUUAGAGAAGAAUUACCGGAGAGAGAUGGACAACCUGACUGUGUGUAUUAUUUGAAGACAGGGACCUGCAAAUAUGGAUCAACAUGCAAAUAUCAUCACCCAAAGGAUAGGAAUGGUGCUGGACCGGUCUCAUUCAACAUUCUAGGUCUUCCUAUGCGUCAGGAUGAGAAAUCAUGUCCUUAUUAUAUGCGGACUGGAGCAUGCAAGUUUGGAGUUGCAUGCAAGUUUCACCAUCCUCAGCCUGCAGCAAAUGGAAACAGUUUACCUGUGACUGGAACAGCUGCAUUUGGAUCUAUGGGGACAUCACUUCUGCCUUCAUCAGGUCUGCCUUAUGCAGGUAGCAUUUCAACGUGGUCAUUUCCAAGGGCACCUUAUGUAUCUGGCCCUCGUUUACAAGGAUCACAAAGCUACAUGCCCAUCAUUGUCUCUCCUUCUCAAGGCAUUGUAUCUGCACCAGGUUGGAAUACCUACAUGGGAAACAUUAGCUCUCUAUCUUCUCCUGGUGGACUUGGAUCCAAUCAUAUCUACAACUCCCAGAAUCCAGGUGACUUAAGUCUGGGCGGGCUGGUGCAAACGUUAUCCCCAUCCAGUCCAAAUUUACCUGAGAGACCUGAUCAACCAGAAUGCCGAUAUUAUAUGAACACUGGAACCUGCAAAUAUGGAUCUGAUUGCAAGUUCCAUCAUCCAAAGGAAAGGGUUGCUCAAUCAACCGUAAAUAAUAUAGGACCCCUUGGCCUUCCCUCAAGACCAGGGCAAGCUAUGUGUCCUAAUUACAGUAUGUAUGGAAUUUGCAAAGAUGGCCCAACUUGUAGAUUUGAUCAUCCGUUUGCAGGAUACUCUUUUAACUAUGGUGUGAGCCUUCGUCCACUAUCUAUGCUGGAUCCAUCUCUCAUGACUCAUCAUCUCAUUCCAACAGCUCCUUCGUCUGAGAAUUCUCUUGCUAUGACAUCAAAAGUUCCUGAUCGGGUACAGAUUUCUGAGGCUGCAAAUGUCAAGCAUCAGAGCCGAGAUAUGAAAAACUCAAAUACAAAGAAUUCAGAUGAUUCAGCUGAGGAGCCCCAUUCUCCACCUCCUUCAGUGCUAGAUUCUUCAGAACCUUCACACGAUCAAAAUUGAGUUCAUUUUGUUCUCAUUUACAUUUUUGUUACUCAGUAUCUUUGAAGUAUAUUUAUGACUCAUACCUCCCACUUCCCCCGUUUCACCUGUGGUUCUGCGGAGUGGUAUAGGCUGUUUGGAGAUUGUGAUGAGCAAAAGUUUGGGGGGGGUGAGAGGAGGAAUUUUUUGUGGUGAAUAAAUAGCAUGCAGGUGAAAAUUUGUAAAAGAUUUCCUUCUUUUUCUGUUGAAAUAUUUGCUCUUUCUUGGAUCA